Molecule: messenger RNA, 573 nt
Organism: Funneliformis mosseae
Lineage: Eukaryota; Fungi; Glomeromycota; Glomeromycetes; Glomerales; Glomeraceae
Source: the annotation of a GenBank genome assembly
AUGAACGUAACCAAAAUCGAAAAUAAAUCUGUUCAGAACUCUCCUCUGGAAGAACACUUUAUUCUUGAUGUACAAGGCAUUAAAGAUUUUCAGGACUCUAUUCUGAAACAAGGCUAUAUUCAGGACUUUCCUGAUGAACAAGGCUAUAAAGAAUUUGUUGAAAGAACUUCCAAGUAUCAGAUUGACGAAAAUAAUUACUACACGCCUAACGACGACGAUAUUAUUGACACCGAAGAAAGUAAAGCGUUAUUAAUUAAGCUCAACCUUUGUAAGUUAAUGAUCAACUUUGAUUCUAUAAAAAUUGCUAGAUUAACUGUUCAAUUUCAUUCCAACAUACAAGUAUCUAUCAAGAGAUGGUACAAAGAUAGUGGUAAAUUUCCGGACCCAAAGCGAAUGUUUAAUCUCAAGGCAAGAGGGCUAACUACUCCUGAAAAAUUCGUUUCGUGGUGGAACGAAAACCAUCCGGAUUGUUUAAUCACGGUUAAUUGUAUUGAGAAAUGGACUUAUCGAGAAGACGAAGACCUUCCAGAUAUAAUGUUCGCUGGAGAGAAUAUGGGGACUAGAUUAUUCUGA